Molecule: messenger RNA, 2302 nt
Organism: Glycine soja
Lineage: Eukaryota; Viridiplantae; Streptophyta; Magnoliopsida; Fabales; Fabaceae
Product: E3 ubiquitin-protein ligase MARCH7-like
Exons: 6
Coding region: 84-1190 (368 amino acids)
Molecular function (GO): zinc ion binding
Source: RefSeq, a predicted model, not a curated record
GAUGGUAUCAUAGUUGUUGAGUUCAGUCUUGCCCCUUUUCUUGACAAAUAGUAUCGUUUUCAUUUCUUCUGAAUCUGUCUUUGAUGGACAACGCAGCUGCUGAACUUCAAAGUGAGGCAGCAGAUCCUGCUCUUCUUCUCCGCCAUCAGACUUGUGCUGGAAAUGGGAUUGGUGACAGUACCUCCUUGAUUCCAGAAUCCUCCAGAAGACCAAGCCUCUCCUCUCUGCAAAUACCAGCAAGGUCAGUGGAAAAUGCAUUAUCAUCUUUUAACAAGACAGAUGGUCCUACAUUGAUAUCAAGUCCAGGUUCCAGUAGAGGGCUACCCCCAAGGCCAAAUUCAGCCAGUGCCAUCAAGUCCACCAUGAGAACUUUACUCUCUGAGAGGAGCUUUAGGGCUAAGAAUUCUUCACAGGAUAGUGAAAGGACUGUUCUGAUUGUUCCUGAUGCCUCACCAUCUGAUGGUCCUGUGGAUAAUAAGCCUUCGACUUCGCGGUCCCUUUCUCUUAACAAGUUUUUGUUCGCUUCUUCAACCAAAGCAGGACAUUCGUUGCCGGUUACCCCAACUGCAAAUUCAGGUGUAGAGAAUGUACAUGGAAGACAUCUAGGGUGUGAUUCUGAUUUAAGUAAAGUGAAAGUAAAUCAGCACAUGACUCGAUCUGUUUCGGUUCCAGUUAAUAUCAAAACUGCUAAUUUAAGGCAUACAGAUUCUAGAAGGCUGGUUCGUGUAAUUUCUGUAAGAUCACUUCCAGGCACUAGUGGUGGCAUUUCAGCUGACAAUGCUUUGGGAUCAGAGAUUGUCAAUGAAGAUGCUUCUGAGGAUAUUCCGGAGGAAGAUGCAGUUUGUAGGAUUUGUUUGGUGGAGCUUGUGGAAGGAGGGAAUACUCUUAGGAUGGAAUGCAGUUGUAAAGGUGAGCUUGCACUUGCUCACCAAGACUGUGCAGUAAAGUGGUUUAGUAUCAAAGGAAACAAGACCUGUGAUGUCUGCAAGCAGGAAGUCCAAAACCUUCCAGUAACACUCUUGAAAAUUUCUAAUCCCCAAACUGUUACUCGGCAGCCAUUGAAUGCACCAGAACCACAACAGAGAGAAGUAACUUCUUACAGGAUAUGGCAGGAUGUAUCGGUACUUGUCUUGGUCAGCAUGCUUGCAUACUUUUGUUUUCUUGAGGAGCUACUGCCAGGGAUUAAAUGACCGAUGCUUACUCAGGGACUGGAAUGGGGGUUUACUCUAAUUUGUAAGAUACUCUAAAGUAUUUUAAGGUAUAACAUCGACACCAGUGCAGAAACAAGAACUCUACCUAAAAACAGUAACAGAACAACAAAGGAGAUGUUGAGGGGAAAUCUCACAAGCAGCAAGGUCAGAAACAGCAACAAGCAUGCCUCCAAGCAAACAAAAGAGAAAUGGAUCAAAUAGAGGUUUUUAACAUACAAAAUAGAACCAGGUAAGGACUGAUUGAACCCUAAAACAGACCUAGGGGAUGCCAGCAAACAGAGACAAACAAAUUCCGGCAGGGUAGCGCAUGGCCUUCACAUGCUGGCAAGGCAUCGAAUGCAUGCAUGAGAGCACGUGAACAGUCCCUUAGCUGUGAGAUUCUGGGUUUUGGACAAACUUUGGAUGGAAAACUUUUUGGUAAGGUAGCCGGUCAGAAAGGUGACCUUGGUCAAUAGUGGACAACAGUGUGCAGUGGCAAAUGGUGUUAGGCUGGGUUCUGGAUAACAGAUCUGAGCACAAUGAAGGUGUUGGAGAUAGGCAGGGUCUAUGAGGCUGAUUGCCACAUUAUAAACAAAGAUGGAGGAGUCUACUGGGACACCUAACAAUUAAAUAGGAAAAACUAAUUUUAAACAAUUUUUUUUGAAAAUAAACAGAGCUCCAUUUUUUAGGGAACACUAGGUAGCAUAAUAAUGGUGGGACAAAUCACAUAGGAUGAUAUUACUCUGAUACCAUGUUGGAAUUUUGAAAUUUUGGGUAUAGAGGUAAAGAACAGAGUGAAAAGAGUUUUUGAAAAAUAUUUACUUGUGUGCUGUGAUGUAUUGGAAUAAGAUGUAAUGUGAUGAUCAAACGAAAAGGAUUUACCUUUAGUUAUUUAUACUAAUAAUCCCAACUAACUAGGGAACAAAUCAUAAAAUAUUAGAAUACAUGAUGGAAUAAGAACAUAGGGGGAAACCAAUUGUCAAGCAUUGACCUUUAUUUUUUUUAAUGCUCUAAAAUAUAAUGUUGUAUACUCCUCCCCCAUUCCCCUCUUUAUUUUCUUGUUUUCUCCAAAUGUGUUUUGUCCAAACUGGAAAUAUGUCUGACUCGGUGAU